Cheilinus undulatus (humphead wrasse) is the source of this 3018-nucleotide messenger RNA. Its product is annotated as epidermal growth factor receptor kinase substrate 8-like protein 1. Gene Ontology annotation, molecular function: actin binding. NCBI's taxonomy places the organism in Eukaryota, Metazoa, Chordata, Actinopteri, Labriformes, Labridae. Gene Ontology annotation, cellular component: ruffle membrane; vesicle; plasma membrane. Gene Ontology annotation, biological process: Rho protein signal transduction; positive regulation of ruffle assembly; regulation of Rho protein signal transduction. Bases 205 to 2322 code for a protein of 705 amino acids. The transcript is spliced from 19 exons. The record is from RefSeq and is a predicted model, not a curated record.
GACAGUAGCAGACACCUACGUUCACCCACCAGGUGGUUAAUCGCACUAAUUGUAUCUGCCUUGGAGCCCAGGUGUAAAAUAAUCCCUGAUUAGACGAUAUGGGUUCAACACACGUCUUAACGUGUUCACAAACUAGUGAGAAAAUUUUGUUAAGAACAAAUAUUGAUAUCAUUCUCACUUAAAACAAAAAAAUCUACGGAUAACAUGUUGGUCAUGUACGUCGCAGACCCCAGGGCGACAAACAGCGUGGUCAGGGGGCGCCAGAAUCAACGCAAGCUAGGAGUUCCUCACAGGAGCUUUAAGUAUCUUCUGAACAAAGUCAGGAUGACAAACUUCUCACGUUAUCUUGUAAAUCACCUGCUGACGUUCUCGCUCCAGGACGGGGAUGUGCAGAGUGUGGAGGAGGCGCAGGCACGUCUCUCCUUCCUGGCUCAGAGCAACAAACUGUGGAGUCAACAGAUGUUUCUAGAUAUCGGAGCAGAAGCCAUUCAUCUCAGAGACAUACAGAGCCAGGACGAGCUGGAAAAGUACGCUUUCAGAUCUAUUUUCCGCUGUGACGCCAUAAACACAGUGAAACACUUCCCAUCCCUCCUCCUCUUAGUCUGCCAGAGUUCAGAUCAGGAGAAGCCGGACAUUCAUUUCUUUAACUGUGAGACUGUAAAGGCAGAGCAGAUCUGUGAAGACAUUGAACAUGCAGUUUCAGAUUCCUCAAAAAACAGGAGUAAGAAAGUUCCUGAUGCUCUCAGGCUUCCUCAGAGUGGUGGAGACAUGCUCGACCCCUACGAAAUCCCAAGCCCCCCAAUUGCACAUGCUCCAAAUCCCCCUCCAGCCAACCCUCCACCUUACCCUGGACUCAGAGCAAACGGCAUGAAUGGAGGGCCUGACAUCUCCUUCCUGAGAGCAGAAAGAGAAGUGGGGAUCCUCAACCACUGUUUCGAUGACAUCGAAAACUUUAUGGGGAAGCUGCAGCAGACUGCAGAAGCUGCGACGGUGCUGAACCAGAGGAAGAAGAAGAAGAAGAAAAGCAAAAAGCAAACAGCUGAAGAGGAUUUACUCACUGCAAAGGCUCGCCCCCCACCUGAGGAGGAGUUCAUCGAUAUCUUCCAGAAGUUCAAAUACUGCUUCAGCCUGCUGGCCCGUCUGAAAUCAACCAUCUCAAAUCCUUCAUCAGAGGAGCUUGUUCACCAUGUGUUCAAACCUUUGGAUAUGAUGGUGAAAACUACAGGAGGACCAGGUUUGGGAGCUUCAGUGUCCAGCCCCGCUAUGACCAACUCUGCUGUUUCCUUGCUUCAAGACACCCUGAACGAGGGGGAGAGGCAGCUGUGGUCAUCUUUGGGUCCUAAUUGGACUCUCCCACGUUCUCAGCUCAGAGGCCCCAUCGCUCCCUACACCCCAGUUUUCUUGGACGGUUGGAAGCCAGAAGCAGUGAGAGCAGACGGGCAGGUUUGGGAGGAUCCGGUUGAGUCACAGCACAAACAUGAAGACCUCCGAGUAAAACAAGAGCAGUCAGUUCCAGACGUCCACAUCGGUGAUGAAACAGAUGGAUCCACAACAGACCCAGAGAGACUCUACAGCUGCACCUACGACUUCAUCGCCAGGAACAGCAGCGAGCUGUCGGUGCAGCACGGGGAGACACUCGAGGUAAUCGAAUCAUCCAAACGUUGGUGGAAGGUUCGUAAUAACUACGGCCAGAUCGGAUUUGUCCCCUUCAACAUCCUGGAGUCCAUGGCUCACAUAGACAGCCCCGCUGUCAACAAACCCCCCAGUGCUCCAGCUCCACCUCCUCUCACAAAGAGUAUGACCCCAGUCCCACCCAGCCCUCCUGCUCUACAUCAGGCACCAACCCACCAGGCACCCACCCACUCCCCCGGGCGCCCACGCAGCCUCCCGCCAUACAACCUGCACCCACAGGCUGUAGAAGACUCAGAAAACAAAGUCAUGAUGGUGAAUGAUGAGCUGCUUGCGCGGCUGACCAACGGAAAGGCCAACCUAAACAAACCUCUGAACAUCCCCCGUUCCUCAGAGACCACGGUGCCCCUGAACUACCACUCUCCUCCAGACGAGGUAGCCGAGUGGCUGCGAGGGAAAGGCUUCAGUGAACCGACAGUGACAUGUUUAGGAGUGCUGACAGGGGCUCAGCUCUUCUCCCUGAACAAGGAAGAACUACGAGCCGUGAUUCCAGAUGAGGGCGCCAGAGUCUAUAGUCAGCUCACUGUGCAGAAAGCACUGCUGGAGGAUGCCAGAAGAGCCACGGAGCUGGAGACGGUGAUGGAGAAGCAGAAGAUGAAGGUGGAUCUAAAGCUAGAGAGCAGCACAUUGUGAACAGGACUUUAAGAUGAGCGUUUGUUCUUUCCUUAACUCCUCCAUGUGUGAAAAAAUUCAGAGAACAAAUUGACAGUGACUUUAACCUCUACAUGGCAUCAUUAUUUUAUAUUCAUCUUAUCAACUCUGGCUGGAUGCCAGAAAAUUUCAUCUUUUGGUAAAAACAAGCGCUGAUUCAGUUUCAUAUUUUACCUUUAGAUAACUGUAACGGAUAAUGUUGAUUUUAAUGUGAAUAAUUUUUAUCUCAUUAAGUAAAAACUAACUUAAAUUGUAUUUAUCUUGUUUGUAAUAUACUUGAUUGAAGCCAUGAAUGACAUGACUAACAAAAACAAAGACAAACAGACAGAUUUAAAAUGGUGGGAUUUUUUUAAUUGAGACUUUAAAGAAAGAUGUCCAGCAGAACAUAAACAGAUAUGACUUCAUACAUUAGGUAAAGCAAUGCUUCCAUUAAAAUGUGUAUGCAAUUAUAAAUCUAUACACACAGAAUUAUGUCCAAAAUGGGCAUUUUUAAAUUGACGAACUUGACUAAUAAAAACAAAUGUACAGUUAUAACUCUGGAUUUCCGAUGUGUCUUUUUUGUACCUACAUCUUCACAUGCCAACACUUCCUGUGAAGUGACAAUUUAUUUUAUUUUUUUUAAAUAAAGAAAUCAAGACAAACGUAAUGCAGGGGUUUGAAAAAAAAAAGAAAGAAGUU